Molecule: messenger RNA, 7780 nt
Organism: Drosophila gunungcola (fruit fly)
Lineage: Eukaryota; Metazoa; Arthropoda; Insecta; Diptera; Drosophilidae
Gene: Snoo
Exons: 2
Coding region: 1131-4943 (1270 amino acids)
Biological process (GO): negative regulation of BMP signaling pathway
Cellular component (GO): nucleus
Molecular function (GO): SMAD binding; DNA-binding transcription factor activity, RNA polymerase II-specific; RNA polymerase II cis-regulatory region sequence-specific DNA binding
Source: RefSeq, a predicted model, not a curated record
CUCUAUCUUUUUUUCGCUGUCGAACCGUUCGGACGUUCCGUGCGCGUAAGCGUGUGCUUGUGUGUGAGUGGCGAAUAAAAAUAUCGAGGAAAAAGCUCGCACGUGCGACGCUUGCGAAAAAAAAAAAUAAGAAAUAUAUAUAUUACAAAGAGAGGGGCACUACAAGUGCGGAAUCUAAAUAAAUAUUCAAUAACGAGUGCAAAAAUAAUUUGCAAGCGCAAAAUAGAUUUAUAAAUGGUGCAACAACAACCACAACAACAACAACAACAACAACAGCAGCACAACAAAAAAGAAUUUGUCAGGCGGCGUUUGUUUUUGUUCUCUCUCCCUCUCUCACUCUCUCUUGCAUCUGUCUAUCUUUUUUCCUCGUCCGUCUGCCGGCCUUCGUUACGCGUGUGUGCGUGUGUCUCCGCAUCCGUGUAUCCGUGCGUGUGUCCGUGCAUCGGUGUGUGUGUGUGUCUGUGCAGCGCAAAGAUAAAAAAGUUGAGAAAUUGAGAUAUACGAAAUGAAAUACAAAAAUUCAACUUAAGAAAUUGCGCCGAAGAGAAAUUAAUUUAUGGCCAAAAUUUAAUAAGUGCAGGGCACAAGCCAGGAAAAAAGUGCGCACAAGUUUUCACCCAGCCGAUAAAAGCCGGCCGAUAUAUAUUUCUAUAAAUACAACUGAAAUAAUUUCGAAAAAUUCUAAACACGCGACAAAAUAAAGAAAGAAAGAAAAAUCCUGUGAGUGUGUUUGUUUGUGCUGAAAUGCCGUCGGCAAAAUGCUAAAUGCGACUGCAACUAGCUGACAAAUCAAACAAAAACCAAUCAACAAAUGUGCCAAAUUGUUUAGCGUAGUGAAAGUGCAGAUAUCAGACAGCUUUGAGAAUAAGAAUAACAAAACAAAAGAUAGUGGAACAUAAUAACAUGGAUCCCAAUCGUAGCCCCUUAAAAAAAUAUUUAGUGGAAAAUUAAAAGUAAAGGGUUUUUCAUAAGAUCUUCUUUGAUCUUAUACUCUAUUAAAAUCAUAGUUACACCCACAAUCACGAAACGACUAUCUAUAGAUUCAUCAAGAGGGUCACAAUCGGCAACUGGUUAAAAUGGAUUACUAGUGAGAGAGACCCCAACUUGGUUAUCAUAAAUAUUGCCCAAAAAUGACCGAAUACGUGACGCCCAUGAUUAGCACCGUCUUGAAGAAAUACCAGACGAGUGCCACGAAAUCGCUUCAGGGGCCAGGACACACCCUAAAAUCCGCCGGUGUCCUGGACAUUGCCACCAAUGGACGAAGUGAGAGUCCUGGCCUGACCCUGUCCAAUAAUGGCAAAUGCCAAGCCUCGUCGCCAGCUGUGGCUCUGAUCAAAAAGGAAAUACUCAGUUCACCAGAACCCCAGGAGCUGCAUCAUGAAUGCACCUCGAGGGGAACGCCCCCACAGAUAUAUCCACCUGCCACGCCCCCCAGGGAACUAUCACAACCGAUCCUUUCGGUAGCCGACUCGGGAUGUGGAGAACUGUACGAAACGAAAUUGGAGGGCAAAACCAUUGGAUGCUUUUCCGUGGGCGGCGAAAUGAGACUUUGCCUGCCCCAGUUUCUCAACAAUGUUCUCAAUGAUUUCUCCCUGGAACAGAUCAACCGGAUCUUCGACGAACUGAGCAUAUACUGUUCACAGUGCACGCCCGAUCAACUGGUGGAGUUUAAGGCCGCCAAGAUCCUGCCAUCGGAUGUUAAGGCCAGUGGCUUGAUCACCCGCACCGAUGCGGAGCGACUCUGUGCCGCGCUACUCCAUCGAUCGGAUCGCAAUAGCUAUGUCCCGAUCGAGAGCCUGGCCAAGGGUGCACUCAGUUUCCACGUCUAUCACAAGUGCUUUGGCAAAUGCGAGGGCAUCUGCACGCCCGACAUGUACUCGUACCAGAAACCGACCUGCAUCAAGUGCCUGGAAUGCGACGGCUGGUUCUCGCCGCAAAAAUUCGUGGGUCAUGUGCAUCGGGAGUUCGAGAACCAAACAUGUCACUGGGGCUUCGAUUCGCGCAACUGGCACGACUAUCUGCAUGUGGCGCUGGACGUGGAGAACCGGGAGAAGUACCAGAUCAUCCUGGAUCAGCUGAAGGAGGUGGAGCUCAAGGAGAUGCACAAGGCGCAAUGGGAAUUGGAUCACAAAAAGAGAAAGGCGGAAAUGCUCAUGGACGAUAGUCUCCUUGGUGCGGGGCAUGUUCUUGGAUUGGCGGGACAUCCGCAUGGACUGGUGGGCGCCCUGGCCCCGCCCCCGCCUCCGCCGAUGAAGCAGCCCCAGAUGGACAUUCCCAGUGGCAAGAAGCAGCAGCAGCAGCAGCUAAAGGGGGCGUCGACGGCGGCCACGCCCGCGCUAGAGUAUCAGUAUCAGAUUAUGUAUGCGCACUGUGUGCAGCAGCAGCAGCAGAGGGAGCGGGAAAGGGAAAGGGAGCGAGAGCACAUGCACCCCUUGCCCCUGCCGCUGCCCCUGUCCCACCAGCAUCGAGCCGUUCUGGUGGCCACCGGCCCCCACCCACAUGGACCGCACCACCACCCACCACCCGCGUUGAACUCGUCGUCGGCCUUCCGCCCUUGGGGACCCACCACAACCAAGGCAUUUCUGCAUGCCUACAAUGCCACACUGUCUGCGCUACCCUACGCCUGCCAGGAACCACCAGAGCUCCAGAAUCCGGAACGAGUGGUGCGGAGCACGGACAAGAGGUAUGCGGAGAGGACCUACCAACCCAAUGUGGCCUUGGCACCGCGCAAGAGCAUACUUUCCAAGGAGCGGGACAAGGAGCGGGAGGUGAUGGAACGGCACAAGUUGCGGGAGAAGGAGCGAGCGGACCAGCAGGUGGUGCACAUCAAGCAGGAACGAUCGCAGACACCCACGCCCACACCCACGCACACACCCACAACAUCGCCGGCCGAGGAUGUGGCCGCACCGCUGGAGGUCGUCGAACCACCGCACACCUCCUCGAGUGGCAGCAAUUCACCACUACCCGCCCACCUGCCACUAACCGCCGCCGCCACCGCCGCCGCAGCACCACCACCAUCAGUCUGCGCCACAGCACCAUCCAAUGGAACAGCCGGUGCACCGGCGACACCCACUAACCUUAGGAACAUGCGCAGUCCCGAGGAGUUUUCAGCGGGUGGCAGCAAUGAGAUUACCUCCUCCACCUCACCGCACCACCAGGUGGUGCAGCAAUCGGCCGGAGCCCACCACCAAGCACCACCGUCGCAGCACAUCAUAGCCACCGUUAAUCAGCAUGCCAAACUUUUGCCCAGCUCCAGUUCCCUGCCCAAUGGCAAUGGCAGCAGUUCGUCGCUGGCAGCCACAAACAACGAACCGAGUCGGAUUAGGAUCAACAAGAACCUGAUGAUGACUCAUCCGUUGCCAGUGGGCAUCGGCAUGGCCCCACAUCACCAUCACCAUAGCCACCAUAACCACCAGCACCAGCACCAGCACCACCAUCCAACGCACAUGCAUCAUUACAGCCAUGGGUACUACAAGCCCAGUCAGGCCACCUCACCCACCCAGUCCUCCAGUGCCGGGCUGAACCUGAGCACCCAUUCGUCGAAUGUGGUCAGUUCGCACCAUCAUCAGAAGUCGCAGCAUAGCAGUACAGCCGGAGCUGGCCUGCCGAAUGGCAAGCCCCAUCUGGGCAGUGAGUUUGAGUUGUCCACGGACACCGAUGACACGGACAGUCUGAAUGGUGAGCCCGAUUCAAGUGCCAUGCUACCGCCCUGGGAACAGGCUGUGGAGUCCCUGAGGGAAACACGACCCAGGGAUCGGGAGCGGGUGCUGCAACUGCUGCAGCGGUUGCUGCAGGAGAAUCAACAGUAUCGAUACAACAACAUCCAAUUGAGUGAGCUGCUCCACAAGCAAGAUGCCCACAUAGCCGAUCUUACGGAGCAACUGCAACGGUAUCGCCGACAAUUCGAGGAGCAGGACUGCAAAGUGGAUCUGCGCAAGAUGCCAUUCAAGCAGCAAACUCGACUGGCGGGGGGGAGUCGCGGGGAGCCAGAGGAGGAGCUGGAGGAGGAGCUAGAGGAGGACCUGGAGGAGGAGGAAAUGGAGGACAGAGCUAAUAACAACAAUCAGCAGGAGCUAUCGCCACUGAUGAAGCCCCCGACAAAUGGCCUGCGACGAAGUGCCACACCCCUCAACUGUUGUGGCAGUGAGGGCGAUGAGUUCGAGAAGCGAGAUGAGCCGGAGAACAAAAGAAUGAAGCUGCAGGAAGAGGAGAAAAUUCAGGAGGAAAGUCCCUCAAACAAUUUAGAGCCAGAGGAUUUGCAGAAAGACCAAGAAAAUGGCGAGAAAUCCCCUCCAAAUGAUAGUCUUAAAAGUCCGCAGCCCAGUCAAAUCUCCAGCGACGAGGAAAUGGAGGAAGAUGACGAUGAAGACGACGACGAUGGGGAGGAUGGGGAUGAGGAUGAAGUGGUGCAGAUACAAGCUCCCCACAGCAGUGCUCUGGCCACGCCCCCCACGGCAACAACGCCCCUUUCACCGGACUCCGCGGCAACAGCCGGCCAAUUGUUCGAUAGCAGCAAUAGCAGCGAUGAGUCAUCGAUGAAGAAGGCCCAAAUGUCCGCCUGCCAUGCACUGGAAAAAAUCAGCAGUAACGUUGCCAGCGAGGAGAACAACCAAAGGCUUGAAGAGGAGAGUCAGGAGGAGGAGGAUGAGGCGGAAGUGGAGGCGGAGGACGAGGAUCCAGAUGAAGAGGACUCCGAUGACGAUGAGAUGCCAUUGCAGCAGCGACAGCGGCAGCAACGCCAGCGUGUGGCUCCCCAGACCAUGGUCAGUGGAUCAGCCCCUGCACCACCGGCACCACCACAUCCACAUCCACCAAUGGCCACCAAGGCCAGCAAGAAGCAAACGCCACCAGCACCACCACCACCACCCACAACAACCACAUCCGCCACAGCAUCAGCAUCGACAACGAACUGCGAGUUACAAAUCAAAAAGGAAAUAGCCUAGAGAUAAAUAAAUACCCCAGAAACCUCUCACAGAAAAGCUCUUUCACACACACACAAAAAAAAAAAACAAUUAAAUCUUAGUUAAGAUCCCCAUUUUAUUUGGAGAACAGAGUGCAGCCCAAAUUCAAGCACAAAGCAGUAACGCACAUAUUGUCCAUUUAGGGGCAGUGUUAAUUAUAAAAAAAAACAAAUCUUUUGCAAAUAGGGGGAAUAAAGUAUGGCUCGACAUUUUUAGGUAAUGGUUUUCAAGAUAUCUGCUUUGAAAAACUGGCUUUUUUUUAUUGAUACUCGUUUUAUAUCAGGGGAUUACGAUUUGGAUUUUAAUUACCUUUUGAUAAUUUGUGAGUCAAAAUUUAUAAAGGCCUUUUUUAAAUGAACAGAAAUUUGUGAAAUCUAUACCAAAAUAGAAACAGGGAAUUCCUUCAUUUUCAACACAUAACAUUUCCCCUAAAACAAAAAACCAAUUAAAAUUUUAAAAUGUUUUUCAAAUCGCUUUUACAUAGCUUGAAUUGAUCUCACUUAUAUAAACAAAAAGGACAAAAGCAAAUUUAUUUAGGCUUACUCAAUUCGAAAAUCUUUUAGCGUUGCUUGCAGAAAUUAUAAAUGAAACCAAAGCUUUAAAAAAAAAUUUAAUUUUUGUUUAUUGUUCAACGACCAAUUUGUGCGUAAGUAUUACACUUACAGCUAAACCUAAAUAAGUUAUUAUUUUUUAAAAACUUGUAAGCUCUGCAAGACAUUUAAACCCAAAAUAAUAUUCAAAUCGAGGCUUUUAAAGCGAAAUUUAGAAAAGGUUUUUCUUUGGUCAGACAGGCAGCUGGUUCUUAUGAAUCAGGAGGAUAUACCCUGCAAACCAAUGUAAUUACAUUUAGUUGGACCCUAACUUUAAGUUGAACAGACAAAUCGAUAGAGCGAUAGAGCGAUGGAGAGAGGGCACACAAAAUGAACCCACCACAGAUAACAACAACAAAAUUAAUGCUUAACAAUUCUAACAUAAUAAUUAUUAAAGAAAGAAAAACAAAUAUUUAUGAUUAAGAUGUUGCCGCGUUAAAUUAUACAAUACAAAUAUGGUAAUAUUCUACGAUAUAUGAUAGAUAAUGAGCAGCAUGUGCGGGAGAAUGAAUUAAUGCUAAGCCUUCACGAAAAGCAUAAGCAUAUAUACAUAACAUAAAUAAAGAUUAAUAUUUAUUGUAGCUGCUAGAUCUAAUUCGAGCAAUUCUAUUAUUUGUAUAAUUAUAGUCUUCUGUUCUUCUUCACCUUGUAAGCUUUGCUCUGUAGGCAUUUAGUUUCAUAGAUCGUAACAUAUUUGCUAAAUAGUUAGUAAGGCUUUUCCAUGGCUCAGUUCUUUGCCUAUUGUGAAUGGCAUCGAGUGGUCAUCAGUUUUUUGUAAAUAUUAUUUUUCCCUCGACAAGAUUAGAGUACAACAGAUUUAAGUUGCCAACACUUUGUGAGAAACACAUGUAUAUGCUAGAUAACUUCUGGAUGAUAACCAACUAAAAACAAACCCAAGCCAAGAGCCAAGCGAAAAGAGCGCAGAGAUUUCAAAAAUCUAUAAACUUUUGUUAUAAAAACCUAUUUCAUAAAUUAUUUAUGCCUGUGUGUGUUUGUACUUUUUAAAAGAAAACAUUUCGUUCUGUAUUUAAAAAUACAAAUUCUAAGCUAAAUUAAAACAAAAAUAAAAGAAAUUCAAACAUUUAAAUAAAUUCAAACCAAAAUUUGUCUAGAUCAUAACCUAAAAUUUUGUAAAAUUGUAUAUAUUUAAACAAGCGAUAAACGAAACAUUUAAAUCGUAAAUAAAACACUUAUGAACCAUUCAAAUUGAGAUAUUAGGCAUGAAAAAAUCCAUUGUUAUGCAUAUUUAUAGAAGUUACAUAAAAUAUAUGCAUCAAAAAAUACAAAAAACAUAUUACGAUUGCUUUGCAAAAAAAUAUAACAAAAAUAUACAAAUUAUUGUAAAUUAAUUCUCACCAAUUUUGUGUUUCAUUUGCCAGACCAGAAACAGUACGAUAAUAAACAAAUUACAUUACUUAAAUUAUAGAACACAGCAAAACAAAACGGUACCGAGUAAAUAGGGACGAAAAAUGGUUAAUCAAAAACGUCAAAACGGUUUUCAGCAAAUUUCGUGUAUUUAUGGCCAAAUUUUAUAAAACGAUGAAAAUAGUUGAGCAUACAGAGACGAGAAAAACCCAAACAUUUUUUGUAUCAUUUUUGCUAACAACCCAAAGAGAUAAACAACAAAACAAACAAUCAUUUUUAUAAUUAAACGAUUAAUAUAUAUUGACAAAUUUUACAUAACCCGAGUGUUUAUAUAUGACAUAUUAUAUAUUUAAAUUUAAAUACGAGAUAGAACGAUGCCCAGCAAAACAUAAGCAUCUUUGCCCCGCUUAAUAAAUCGAUUUGAUAUUGUUAAAACUUUAACGUGCAAAGGCUAAGCAAACAGAAGAACAAGAAAUCACAAAAUAAUGGCAUAAGUUUUAUAUUAAUUAAUUAAGCAUGCAGCAACAAAUCCGCGUCUUGUCAAAAUACAACAUAUACAUAAUUAUAUGUCUGACGAUUCAGAAUGCAGAAAUAAAAUGUACAAAUUGUGGAGCAAAUAAACAAUAGAAAAUAUAGUGAGAAUUUUGGGGAGGAGUAUGAACGAAAACAUCAAAUGAAAUGCACCACAUGCAAAAAAAGUUUAAUCAAAUUAAACAGUUAAUGAAAAAACAAAUUUGACUUCAACGUUUCAUAUUUAAGUAGUGCAGAAACAAAUAAAUACAAAGGAAAAACAAAAAUAAAUUAUUACACAUGUAAUGAAAACAAAAACAACAAAUAAAAAAGCGAUAAAUAUUAUGCAAAAUA